Messenger RNA from Nycticebus coucang (slow loris), 2747 nucleotides. RefSeq lists its product as uncharacterized. Gene Ontology annotation, molecular function: integrin binding; proteoglycan binding. The coding region runs from base 51 to 2747 and encodes 898 amino acids. The transcript has 16 exons. The record is from RefSeq and is a predicted model, not a curated record. Lineage: Eukaryota; Metazoa; Chordata; Mammalia; Primates; Lorisidae. Gene Ontology annotation, biological process: cell-substrate junction assembly; heart development; nervous system development.
CAAGGGCUGCAGCAGAGCCAGAGGAGAGGACGGGGCGGGCAGGCGGCGAGAUGGAGAAACUAAUUAUUCUGAUCUGGUUACAAGAUAUUGUUCAGAUCUCAAAUAGUUUCCAUUACAUACCAGUGAAUAAACGCACCACAGAAAUUGUUAUUGAAUGGGAUGAAUUUCCUAAGGGAGGAAAUCCUGAAUUUUAUUUUUUAAAAUAUCAACUUGUUAAUAAUGUUGCUCAAAAUAAUGUCAAAAGUAUUCUCACAGAUCCACAAAAGCUUCAGAAAUCAAUAACACUAGAGGAAAAUAAAGACUAUCAAAUAAUUAUACAAUCUAUAAAGUGUGGAAAAAUUUUAAGUGAAAAGUCAUUUCAAACCUGUGGAAUCUCAACUAGCAAUAUUAAAAUAAUAACAACAACUACAAGUGUUUCUUUUAACUGGAGUGUGCUCUCUUCCAAAGAUAUAUCCGUGUCAAUAUCUUUUAAUAAUUCUUCACAAAUGAUGCAAAAUAAUGUUGUGGAUUAUGAGUGGGGUAAUUUGAAACCUGCAACCUUGUAUGCUUUUACAUUUGAAUUUAAGCAGUUGAAUUUGGAUUUCAUAAAUGUAUUUCAGAGACUGUAUGUUCAAGUUGAAACAGGUUCAUGUUCAUUAGGAUGGGUAGCAUUGAAAAAUAACUGUUAUAGAAUUAGCGAUGAGGGUAAGCCAUGGAAUAUAGCCCAGCAACAUUGUGAGUUAUCCUUAAGUUCUGCGCAUCUUGUGGACAUAAAAAAUGAAGAGGAAAAACAUUUCAUAUUUUCGCUUCUCAGGUCAAAUAAUCAAAUAAUAAUAUGGACUGGUCUUAGAGAUAUAAAGAAAAAAGGUCAUCUCAAGUGGACAGAUGGAUCAUCUUUUGGCCUUAAGAAGAAUGAAAUAUUUUCUUUUUCAUUGAUACCCAAGAAUGAAACAGAUUGCUACAUUUUACAGCAAAAUGCAACUGGAUCAAACUAUUUCUUUAGAAGAUUUUUCUGUUAUCUUCCAUUGCCAUAUAUUUGUGAAUAUGAAUUACCUUCUCUGCAAGAAAACUUUUUGUUCUAUAUAAAAAAUGUUGGAACAACUGAAGUUGUAUUUACUUGGAAUCCUUUGAGUGUUUGGAAAAAUUUGAAUAAGUGGCUUAAACUGGGAUAUAAGAUCAUCAUUAAAUAUUAUUUAGAUUUUAAAGAAUACCAUUUUGAAAGUGUGCCCCCACAUACUACAGAAAAAGCAAUUACCCAACUGUUUCCUGGUCAUAUGUAUAGAUUUUUAUUCUUUGCAAUAAACAAAUGGGAGGCAAAAACUUCUUUAAGUCCAAUAUUCAUUGUAGAAACACGCCCGUUAUCAGCCCAAAAUUUCAGAGUUAUGCAUGUUACCCCAACAGAGAUAUUUUUACAGUGGGAUCCUCCAGAUUCUGUAUUUUUCCAUCAUUAUCUUUUAAUUAUUUUGGAUGUUGAAAACAAUAAAUCAAAAGAGGUUUUGGUUGAAAAACUCAACACAACAACAAUAAUUGAAGACCUCAAGUCUUUUCAUCGUUAUCUGAUAUAUUUGUUUAGUGUAACAGAAAAAGGAACUUUAAGUUGCUUUGAGAAACCUAUUUCAGCUGUGACAGGUAUUAAUCUACCUCAGAAAGUUUAUGCUAAACCUGAAGAUGUGGGAGAAGACAGUGUAAUUCUUCCUUGGGAACCUUCACGAGAUAGACACAAGAUCCAUAUUCACAUAUCAGGUCCUAUACCAGGUCCAACUGAAAUUAGGAAGCUCUUUAUGGAGUAUGGUAAUAGAUUCAAAAUUUAUAAUUUAAUCCCUGGAAUGACAUAUGACAUUGGAGUGGCAACAAUGAUCAAUGGGAAUGUGAGUGAGCUGGUGACUAUUCAACAAAUUCUAAAGUCCAGAAAAGUCUGGAUUGUUAUCCCUUAUGGAAGUCAUAGUACCCCUGUAAUCUUAUUUGUUCCAAUGCCCGGUAUUGAAGUGUUUGAUGCCAUACAUAUUGUAAUUAAAGGAGGACCAAACAUAACCAGGCUUUUAACACACACCCCCAGUGCAGUUGAAUUUAUGAACCCCAGCAGAGACUCAAAUGCAAUGACUGUUGGCUGGCCUUUAGCUGGAAGUCUUCUGGAUGGAUACAUUAUUUCAAUAUCCAUUGGAAGUUUAACCAAAGAAGAAAUCCUGCCUUCCACCAAAAGGACAUUCACAGUUAAUAGCCUUUCUCCAGGGACUGACUUUGUAAUUGGUGUUAUGAGUACCAAGCAGCUAAAGGGAAGCCAUCCUACUGUCCUCAGGAUGAGCCCUUCUCUAUAUCCAGACCCACCAUCAGAUUUGCUAAUUUUGGAGCAAGAAGAAAACAGGAAACAUUUGUCUUGGAAACUACUACAAGGAGGCGUUGGAAAAUUUCAGAUAUCCUAUUGUAUGGCAUCUAGAAAGAAAAAACUAUUUAAAGUAAUUGUUGAUGGCAACAAAGGCAAAAUAAAAAGUUUGACAACAGGCGUGAACUGUGUGUUUCAAAUGAAAACAGUUAGAGGCAAAGAUUGCAGUGUGCCCGUGAAGAAAAAAGUGACUACACGGUUUAUUGCGGCGGUCUUCCCACCUCCACAUGUGACCAGGUUUGUUGUGGAGGUCUUCCCACCUCCGUGUGUGACAGGGUUUGUUGCGGAGGUCUUCCCAUCUCCGUAUGUGUCAGGGUUUGUUGUGGACGUCUUUCCACCUCCACAUGUGACAGAGUUUGUUGUGGAGGUCUUCCCAAUUAAUGUGUAA